GUUUUAUCGCAUUAUUAAUGCAGUGUUAUCAAAAACGAGCUUAUUUAAGUCGAAUAAGACGAAACGGUAGUUACGUAUGCACCACAUUGUAAAUUUAUGAAAAAAAAAUCCCUUUUAAAUAUUGGAAAAAAUGGAAAUCUAAGCGUAUUUGAGGAGUCUUUCACGCGCACCCUAACCACCCCCAUUGUUUAAAAAAAUCGCCAAAACUGUUAUCACUGAUUAUUGCGUCGACCUUUCCUAUGCAUUUCGCAGCACAGGCGCAUUUCCACCCUCACAGACCACCCUUGCGAUCAAUAAUCCAAGUGCGCUUUCCAGAAAGUAGCAAUGUUCCGCGAUUCCAAAAAUCCGUGUGUUUAAUUUCGUUUACCGAUGUUUUAAACAAUAAAAUACUCAUGAAAGUCCAAGAAAUAAUCGAGGGCGGCAAUAACGCCAUGGAACAAGAAAUGGCGGGGGCGCAAGACACGAUUUACCUUUGCAAUUUUCGCGUCUCGGUUGAUGGCGAAUGGCUCUGUCUGAAAGAACUCCAAGACGUCGAGUUCAAUAUGCAAGACUCCAUCACUCAACCCCUUUCCACGCCAUCCCCGGACGUCCCCGUCCAACCUUUCGGUCGCGAUCCCGUGGUCAUAGAACGCAGCAAUUUGGUCAACAUAAGCAAAUUAGUCGUCAAAGAACUGAUAGAACAGAGUUUGAGAUAUGGACGAAUGUUGGACUCGGAUCACAUGCCUCUCCAGCAUUUUUUCAUAGUACUAGAACACGUUUUGAGGCACGGUUUGCGGCCUAAAAAGGGACUCCUUGGUCCGAAAAAAGAACUUUGGGAUAUUUUACAAAUGGUGGAGAAGUACGCUCCGGAAGCGCAGGAUAUCACGGCAAGUGUCCGCGAUUUACCGACUGUUAGGACACACAUGGGACGAGCUAGAGCCUGGCUAAGACUCGCCCUCAUGCAGAAAAAACUCGCCGAUUAUCUGAAAGUCCUAAUUGAUCAUAAAGACGAGGCACUUGUUGAGUAUUUCGAACCGGAUGCUUUGAUGUUGAGCGAUGAAGCUAUUGUGAUAAUAGGGCUUUUGGUCGGGUUGAAUGUCAUCGAUUGUAAUUUAUGUGUGAAAGAAGAAGAUUUAGAUUGUCCACAGGGUGUUAUAGAUUUUUCCCUUUAUCUGAGAUCCUCGAAUCACGUCUCAAGCGACUCAAGUAACGAUGAGCAAGGUGAUAAUAUGACAACGGUGCUAGAUCAGAAAAAUUAUAUCGAGGAACUCAAUCGACACCUCAAUGCAACUGUCACGAAUUUGCAAUCCAAAGUCGAGUCAUUGACCACAAUGAAUGCACUAAUGAAAGAAGAUUUAGCUAUUGCCAAAAAUAGUUUAUUAGCUUUGUAUGAAGAAAACCGGCAGUUGAAACAAGAACUAGGGAAAGACGUUAGUGGCUAUUGUAUGAGUUCCAGUGGAGUCCAAAUCACGAAUGUCGAGGCCGAAAACAAUAGAAAAGCGGUUGUGACCGGCGAAGUCGAGGAAUUGAAACAGCGACUAGACGAGGAGAGGAAAUUGAGACAAGAAUCCGACAAGGAACUCGAGCUCCAGAUGUGCCUAAAGGCCGAGAUGGAGGUGGCAAUGAAGCUCCUCGAGAAAGAUAUCCACGAGAAGCAAGACACAAUCGUGUCGCUCCGCCGCCAACUCGACGACAUCAAACUCAUCAAUUUGGAAAUGUACAAGAAGUUGCAGGAAUGCGAAGCAUCUUUAAAACAUAAGUCGGAACUUGUAACCAAGUUAGAAGCUAAGGCACAGUCAAUGACAGAUACAAUGCAAACACUUGAACUUAAAUUCAGGGAAAGCCAAGCAAAUCGUGCAACUGCCGAACUUUUAAAACGAGAAUUAGACGUCCAAGCGGCACAACACGAAGAACAAACAUCGAAUGUCGAAGGCGAUCUUAAGGUCGAACGCGAGUGGCGGAUAUCACUCCAGGAGACGAUGCAGCAAGACCGGGAGCGCAUUUCCAAACUUCAAACCGAAAUAAGCCAAUUAAAAAUUAUAGCGCAAAAAUACGCAACGCUUCAAGAAGAGUAUUAUAAUCUCAAAGACAAGUGCCUGGAACAGGAACAGACUUUGGAAGAAUUAGGAACGCAGUUGAGCAAAUCGAAAUUGCAAAUUUCCGAUUUGAAGGAAGAGGCAAGUCGGAGCAGAACCGACGGUGCGUGGGUGCAAGACAAAACAGCCACACAUUGCAAAGCUUGCAGUAAAGAAUUUAAUUUAACGCGAAGAAAGCACCAUUGUAGGAAUUGUGGCGAUAUUUUUUGUAAUUCCUGUUCCGAUAAUUCUAUGUCAUUACCGUCGUCAGCAAAACCGGUACGAGUUUGUGAUGACUGCCACACAAUGCUAAUGGGAAAAUAUACUGUGAUGUAAUUUAUUGUCCUAAAGAGAUAUUUUUAUGAUGUACAAAAUAUUUUAAUACUUAUGUAUAAUAACAUUACUUUAUUAAAGCGUCGUCUGCGUUGAUUGACAGUAAUAAAGUCUGGGCAAUAGGCCAAAAUCGUGAACUUGUCAAAAUGGUAAAUUCCGGUAGAUGACGCGCGCGUCACGCUCUAAAGGAAACUGUAAUUUGUGAAAUUUGAAAAUUUACAGGAAAUUAAAUGUUAUAAUUGUUGACACAUUUAAUAAAAUAUUGAUCUGUCACACAACUUACACAUUUUUUCAGCUUAAGAAGCGCAUUAUCAAUAUCAUUACAUUAUAUUUUUUAAAAUGCCAAGUAUCCGAACUUGCUGUGUUCCAAACUGUGGGCAAGGGGAGAAAGAGGAUGUUAUUUUACAUCAAUUUUCAAAAAGUAGAAAUCGAAAAAACGAAUGGCUUAAGUGAAUAUUUGGUACCAUCUUCAAUAUACCCCCAAAUUCCGUGAUUUGUGGAAAACACUUUGAAAUAACGAGCUAUUACAAAACAAAACAUUGUUACCAAUUGCAGUUCCAUCCUUGGUCUUGAAUUAUAAAAGAAUUACUCGUUUUCAGGUAAUCUCUACCACUUCCAUUAAUUCAGAACGCAAGCCGUUAGAAACGCCUGCACUGUGUAUCCAAUCAUUUGACAGAAAUUAUAUAAUUUCAAGUCCAUUUCGAAUUGAUUUUGAUCAACAAAGCGAUUUAAAAGUAGGUGAUACUCAUGAUUUUGAUUUAAAAAAUGUUUCAGAUGCAAUAAGUUCGGAAAAAAAAAUUGUCUUACUAGAUAAAAUUCAAAA
Molecule: messenger RNA, 3210 nt
Organism: Tribolium madens (black flour beetle)
Lineage: Eukaryota; Metazoa; Arthropoda; Insecta; Coleoptera; Tenebrionidae
Product: RUN and FYVE domain-containing protein 2-like
Exons: 9
Coding region: 240-2390 (716 amino acids)
Cellular component (GO): cytoplasm
Molecular function (GO): metal ion binding
Source: RefSeq, a predicted model, not a curated record